Messenger RNA from Gambusia affinis (western mosquitofish), 3909 nucleotides. RefSeq names its product zinc finger and BTB domain containing 11 (gene zbtb11). The transcript has 10 exons. Gene Ontology annotation, molecular function: DNA binding; protein binding. Bases 222 to 3650 code for a protein of 1142 amino acids. NCBI's taxonomy places the organism in Eukaryota, Metazoa, Chordata, Actinopteri, Cyprinodontiformes, Poeciliidae. The record is from RefSeq and is a predicted model, not a curated record. Gene Ontology annotation, biological process: regulation of cytokine production; negative regulation of transcription by RNA polymerase II; regulation of immune system process.
GCAGCCAUUUUGUCUGUUCGGGCAAGUCUACCCUGACUGUUGCGAACUGCAGUUCCACCUUAGCAAACAAAUUAAAAUGUUGCUGUUUUGGCGUGUUUGUUUCACCGAAAUUAUACUCUAGGUCUAUAAUAAAAAUCAUACUUCUCUGCCGAGGACUGAGGAGGCCUCUCUAAUUCAAGAAAAGACCGCAUUUCAGCGGGGAAACGCGGAUAAGCCGAGCCAUGUCGUGUGAAGAAAGCUACUUGGCUAUCCUACGCUAUCUGACAGAUGAACGGGAACCUUAUGCGCCGGGGACCUCCGGUAAUACCAAGAGAAAAAUACGGAAAGCGGCGGCCUGCUACGUGGUGAGGAACGGGACUCUGUUUUACCAGCGACGGCAGAAAGGCCAGAAUGAUUUCACCGAGCUGGAGGUGGUGCUGCAGGACUGCCGGAGGAGGGAACUUAUCAACCAGGCGCACAUUAUAGAGGGAGGGGAGCACCUCAACCAGCAGCUCACCUGGGAAAUUAUCUCUCAGAAGUACUGGUGGAGAGGGAUCCUGAAGAACGUGAAAGACCACAUCAGAGAAUGCGCCCAGUGUCAGAGCAAGCGCAGCGCGGACGACGGCUCUGGGCCGCGGCCGUUCUCACGGCAAGGGAAGCGGAAGUUCGGGCCCAUGGAUGACGAGGACGAGGAGGAGGAGGAGGACGGAGAGGACAUUUUGUUCUCGGCAGACCUGUCCUCCCAGAGACCCAAGUUAGCCAAAGGGACGACGAAACACGAAGUGGUUUACGUGAACAGCAAAGGAGAGGUGAACCAGUUCCUGCCCAAACACAGCCAGACCAUGCUGGACAAACUGAACCAGCAGCGCAUCAGCAACCAGUUCUGUGACAUCACGCUGCUGAUCGAAGGGGAGGAGCACCGCGCCCACAAGGCCGUGCUGGCCGCCUGCAGCGAGUACUUCAACGAGCUCUUCUUCGAGAAGGGCGCCGUGACGACACAUGAGGCCGUGGUGGACCUCUCUGGUUUCGCUAAGGCUAGCUUCCUCCCGCUGCUGGACUUUGCAUACACCUCUGUGCUGACCUUUAACUUCUGCGUGAUGGCCGACAUCGCCAACCUCGCCCGGCACCUGCUGAUGACGGAGGUGCUGCAGAUAUGCGAGUCGGUGCACAAGCAGGUGGAGGAGCAGAAGCUGACGGUGUACCAGAAAGGAGACGUGCACACGGUGGUGGCGGGCAGCCUGGCGACUGAAGACGCCAAGGUGGAGCCAGACGCCUACAUGGUGACCAUAGAGGACGACGGCAGCACCGUGGUAACGCAUGGUGCCUGCAUCCAGCAGCCGGUGACGGUCCUGACCCACGCAGUGGCGGGAGACGGCGUAGAGGCCGGGCAGAGCGAGACCGUGGCGCUGAUCGCUCAUGGCGGGGAGGGGGAGCACAGCGACACCCUCACGCUCAUAUCGGGAUGCGGCGAUGGACUGGAGGGCGAGACCAUGACGGUGGUGACGCACAGCGGCCAGGCGGGAGCCAGCGACUCGCUCGCCGUGGUGUCGGCCUGCCUGGCCAUGGAGCAGCCGCAGGUGGUCGAGGCCGGCGCCUUCGUCCUGGACGUGGACGCCGACAGACACGCCCCCUCAGAGGAAGUGGUGCUGGAGUCGGAGGCGGCCGCUCCGACCGAGGCUCAGAAAGAGGAGACGCUUCCCGUCCCUCAGAAACGCAAGCGGGGCCGUCCGCCCAAGGUGAAGCGGGAGGUGGAGGUGGAGGGGUGGAUACCACCGGAGGAGGAUCCCGCAGAGGAAGAGCACGGCGACAAGCAGGAGGCGACCCUGGACGACCUCAGCGGCAGACGACUGCGGCAGCGCUACAUGGCCGAGGGCGGCUACGCCCGGCUACACAUGGGCCUGGAGGAGGAAGAGGAGGCGAAGAGUGUAACUCCGCCCCCAGCCACGCCCCCAAAGGUGGGUCCGAGGAAGAGAGGAAGACCUCCAAAGAGGCCGGUGGAGCCUAAGUUUGAUGGCGAGCCAGACGCCGUCGCGGAGGAGAGCGCCGCGGAGAGCGUGACGGUCGGAGAGCUCCGACCUGACGAGGUGGCGGCGAAGACGGCGGAGCCAGAGGCAGAGGCCAAGCAGCAAGACGGCGCACCGCAGAGCACCGGCAGCGAAGAGCACACCUGCUCCGAGUGCGGCAUGUCCUUCCACAGGCGCUACUCUCUCAUCAUGCACACACUGAAACACGAGAAGGCCCGCGCUUACAAGUGCAGCCUCUGCAGUAAGGAGUUCCAGUACGCCGCCUCGCUCCAGGCUCACCUGGCCCGACACAAGCAGCAGAGAAGCCAGCGGGCGUCGUCCGUCCCCAAAGCCCUGGCGGAGCCGGGCCCCGCGGAGCGAGCAGAGAGCGAGCUGGACGACAAGUCGGCGGCGGCGGCCUACACCCGCCGGGAGUUUGUGUGCGACAUCUGCGGGAAGACGCUGCCGAAGCUGUACUCGCUGCGGAUCCACAUGCUGACCCACACGGGCGUGCGGCCGCACACCUGCAAGGUGUGUGGCAAGACGUUCGCCCACAAGCACAGCCUGAAGAUGCACCGCGUGCUGCACGACGUCACCAAGCAGUUCCAGUGCGAGUACUGCAAGAAGACGUUCGUCAGCAAGAGGAGCAUGGAGGAGCACACCAGCCUGCACACAGGUGAGUCAAAGUACCUGUGCAACACCUGCGGCGCCACCUUCCACCGAGCCUCGGCUCUGAGCAAGCACUUGAAGAAGCACCAGCCCAAACCGGAAGUGCGUCCGUUCUCUUGUUCUCACUGUGAGAAGAGUUUCUAUGAAGCGAAGGAUCUCCAGCAGCACAUGAACAAGCACAUGGGCCUGAAGCCCUUCCAGUGCCAGGUGUGUGGGAAGUGCUACAGCUGGAAGAAGGACUGGUACUCACACGUCAAGUCCCACAGCGUGUCGGAGCCCUUCAAGUGUAACGUGUGCGGGAAGGAGUUCUUCGAGAAGGCUCUGUUCAGGAGACACGUGAAGAAAGCCACGCACGGCAAGAAGGGCCGGGUGAAGCAGAACCUGGAGCGGGAGUGUCAGCAGUGUGGCAGGAAGUUCACUCAGCUCAGAGAGUACCGGCGCCACAUCAACAACCACCAGGGAGUGAAGCCGUUUGAAUGUCUGACCUGCGGCGUGGCCUGGGCUGACGCCCGCUCUCUCAAACGCCACGUCCGGACUCACACGGGCGAGCGGCCGUACGUGUGCCCGAUGUGCCAGGAGGCGCACAUCGACGCGCGCACGCUGCGCAAGCACAUGGCCAAGUACCACGUGGACAGCCUUCCAGGGAAGAUCAUGCUGGAGAAGGACACCCUGCAGUUCCACAACCAGGGCACCCAGGUGGAGCACGCCGUCAGCAUCCUGGCCUCCGACCUGCCGCCGGAGCUCAGGCCCGCCCACCAGACCGCCACCGAGGAGCUGGAGACGGUGCUGAUCACCGAGGAGACGGUGGAGGCCGUGGAGGCGGUGCAGGCCGCGCAGGCCGCCAACGAAGGCUCGAUGGCGACGCUGUCGGAUCAGGGCAUCAUGCAGGUGGUGAACUACGUCCUGGCCCAGCAGGCCAUGUCCGGGGUCAAGGAGGAGGCGUCGGAGGAGAUUCACACCAUGGAGGUGGAGGUGGCUCACGUAGCCGAGGUGGAGUAACUUUUCACCGAGCCACAUUCUGGACUCGACUACAAACUUGAGCAGGUGUUUGUUCAGUUUGUAUGACGUGUAAAAAAACCAGAGAUUCUGUCUAAAACAGUGUAAAAGAGGAUUAUUUUUCUGUGACUGUACAUUAAUGUAAAGUAAUCUGUGUGUGACUGUGUGUUUUCUGUAAAUGGCCUAACUAAAACAAAACAUGAUCAGACAGCAUAACCUGUAUGAAUCAGAUUCUCAGGAUAAAUAAAAGUAGAAAAAAGUU